Molecule: messenger RNA, 3200 nt
Organism: Oncorhynchus gorbuscha (pink salmon)
Lineage: Eukaryota; Metazoa; Chordata; Actinopteri; Salmoniformes; Salmonidae
Product: desumoylating isopeptidase 1-like
Exons: 6
Coding region: 290-799 (169 amino acids)
Biological process (GO): protein modification by small protein removal
Molecular function (GO): peptidase activity
Source: RefSeq, a predicted model, not a curated record
CUCUAUCGGCGGCGCCAUAGUGGUGAUAAACGACAGGGACACAGAAACAGCUGAUUAGCUUGCUAGCUGUUAGGUGAUGUCUUACUAUGGUCGUGAAUUUGCCUAAAUUAUUAGAUAGUCGUAAUUCAGCUGCCUUUUUAUUUUGCCCAACAUACGCCAUUUCGGGACGAUUUGUGUUUUGCCAUUUUAGGCCAAGCGGAACCAGAAGGAGCUAACGUUACUGUAGCCAGCUCGUAAACAUUGGAUACAAAACAACACUAAAAAACCUGAUUUAACAUCGAGCUGAAUAAUGGAUCAAAAUUACACCCUGUAUCCUGUUAAACUGUACGUUUACGACCUGUCUAACGGAAUGGCUCGCCAGCUGAGCCACCUCAUGCUAGGGAAACAGCUUGAUGGAAUAUGGCACACUGCUAUUGUUGUCCAUGGAGAGGAGUUCUUCUAUGGGGGAGAGGGCAUCGCAAACUGCCCACCUGGUGGGACGUCCCUGGGGGAACCCAACUCCAUAAUAGACCUGGGCAUCACAGAAGUGACUGAGGAAAUCUUUAUGGAGUACCUGUCUUCACUGGGAGAGUCCACGUACAGGGGGAACCAGUACCAUCUGUUUGAGUGGAACUGUAACACGUUCAGUAACGAAGUGGCCCAGUUCCUCACCGGCAGCAAGAUCCCUGCCCACAUCACAGACCUGCCGGCUGAAGUGCUGUCCACACCUUUCGGCCAGGCACUACGCCCGCUUCUGGACUCCAUCAAUAUUGCACCACAAGGGGGCAACACCUUCAAUGGACAUUAUGGCCAGAGAUAGACCGAUAACACAGGUGCACAGAGUAAUAUAUUAAACGAUCAGUCAGUCUGUGUGGGGGGGUGGGAGAUCUGCAGCUCUGGACCUUUGUAAGUUCCUUACUGAUGUACAGUAGUCAGUCAGUGGGCCAGGCAGCAACCUAACCCAACCUGACCUCUUUAAUACCUUAAAGGCCCAGUGCAGUAGGAGCUGUUUGAAAAGACCGCUGGAAAUUUCAGCGUAUUUUGGUGAGAUGGCGUUUUGGCCUUUCAUGUUGACAUCACCACGUGGUAAAUUAGUUAAUAGACCAAUAAGAAAGAGUUCCAAAACUCUCUGCCAAUAUCAGCACAUUUUCAGUUUUCCCCUCCCCACUCAGACCACUCCCAGACAGUCCUAGCAAAAUUAUUUAUUGAAAAAUUCUCUUUGCUAAGAAAUUCUCUUUACUAUUUUUUGACUCAUUUAAAAUAAUCACACUAAGGUACUUAAUUGUUCCCCAGAAAUGAUUUGAUAUUGAGAUAAAAACAGCUGCAUCUGACCUUUUACCCCAGACCAGCCUGACACUCCCCAGACUUAACAUGAUCCUGCCUAACUUACCCCUUUUCCACUAUAAACUUAAGUAAGUGUAUGAUAAGAUAGAUAUUUCUUCUACUCUCCAUAGGAGCCCAUGAUCAGCUGAAUGUAAAACUAAGGAGCUGCAAGGUUUCUAUCUAAAGCCAGAGCUGCAGCUCUUUCCUGCACAGGGGUGGAUAGGGUGUCCUUUUACCUUCCUGUUAUAAGUAAUUAAGUAAGCUAUUUUAGUGUUUUCAUUGUUCUUUUUUAAUUACCAUGACAUGACUGCAUUGACACUCCAGAGAGGUAGAGAGAAGGGAUAGAGAAGAUGAAAAGAGAAACAAACCACGUUUGAGAUUUUAGCUGGAGACGUGAUACAAACUACAAAUUCUGACUUGCACUUGUCUUGAUAUUGUGAACUUGCGUAUUCACUUAUCUUCGUAUCAACUUCCAACUGUCUGGUGUUAAGGUUUAUCCCUUGAAAACAUUGUUACACACAAGCACACACACACUCAAGAUCAUCAAGCUAUGACCUCGUGUGACCUGUACAGACGUGCUGAAAUUUGUUGGUACCCCUCCACAAAUGCACAAUUUUCUCUGAAAUAACUUAACUGACAAAAGUAAUUGGCAUCCACUGUUGCUUAUUCCAUAUUUAAUAGAAAUCAGACUUUGCUUUAGAUUUUUUAUUAAACAUAAUAUUUUAAAUAAUAAAACAAAUGAAAAUAGUAUCGACAAAAAUGAUGGGACCCUUAACCUAACAUUUUGUUGCACAACCUUUAGAGGCAAUCACUGCAAUCAAAUGUUUUCUGUAGCUCUCAAUGAGACUUCUGCACCUGUUAACAGGUAGUUUGGCCCAUUCUUCCUGAGCCAACUGCUCCAGCUGUCUCAGGUUUGAUGGGUGCCUUCUCCAGACUGUAAGUCUCAGCUCUUUCCAUAGUUGUUCGAUAGUAUUCCGAUCAGGACUCAUAGAAGAUCACUUCAGAAUAGUCCAAUGUUUUGUUCUUAUCCAUUCUUAGGUGCGUUUAGCUGUGUGUUUUGGGUCAUUAUCCUGUUGGAGGACCUAUGACCUGAGACAGAGCUUUCUGACACUGGGCAGUAUGUUUCGCUCCAGAAUGCCUUGAUAGUCUUGAUUUCAUUGUGCCCUGCACAGAUUCAAGGCACCCUGUGCCAGGCGCAGCAAAGAAGCCCCAGAACAUAACCGAGCCUCCUCCAUGUUUCACUGUAGGUAUGUUGUUAUUUUCUUUGAAAGCUUCAUGUUUUCGUCUGUGAACAUAGAGCUGAUGUGACUUGGCAAAAAGCUCCAGUUUUGGAGGACAUUCUCUCAGGAUUGUGGCUUGUCAUUAUGCAUUUUAGAAAAUUCCAGUCUGCCGUUUUUUGUGUUUUUCUUUCAAAAGUGGAGUCCUCCUGGGUCUACUUCCAUGGAGCCCAUUUUCUCUCAAAAAGCGACAGAUGGUGCGAUCAGAAACUGACGUACCGUCACCUUGGAGUUCAGCUUGUAUCUCUUUGGGAGUUAUUCUUGGUUCUUUUUCUACCAUUCGCACUCUCCUUCUGUUCAAUCUGGGGUCGAUUGUCCUCUUCUGGACGUGCCCAGUGAGUUUGGCUACAGAUCCAUGGACCUUAAACUUAAUAAUAUUUGCGACUGUUGUCACAGGAACAUCAAGCUGCUUGGAUAUGGUCUUGUAGCCUUUACCUUUACCAUGCUUGUCUAUUAUUUUCUUUCUGGUCUCAUCAGACAAAUCUCUCCUUUGCUUUACUCUGGUCCAUGUUCAGUGUGGUGACCACAAUGAUACCAAACAGCACAGUGACUACUUUGCUCUUGUCCAUGUUCAGUGUGGUGACCACAAUGAUACCAAACAGCACAGUGACUACUUUACUC